UUGUUUUCUUCAGAGUUUAAUGAAGUUGGCCUGGUCACUCAAGAAGGGAUUAAAGGAGAAUUUAGUGUCACUGAGCUGUGACUGCUGAAGUAGGAACUCAAGUGUUCGGGUCAGUGUGUGAACAGGAUGGUCUCAGUCCAGAGCUGCAUCAGGAAGAAUAUGGCUGGCUUUCCUUCUGCUUUACCGGGUUUUGGGAGCUCGGGAAAGAGUUUUCUUAUCGACAAUCUGCUGCAAUCUCAGACAACUUCAGCCCGUCCAGAAGGGACAAGUGGACACCUGAGACGAACGGCAUGUGAGCGCCCAAGAAGAAUCUGGGGCCACGAGCAUGGAGUGUACCAAAGCCAGACCCAAAGUCCUCAACAGGUGGAAGACUUAGGAGGACCGCUUCUGCCACAUUCAGGUGUGCUGAGCAACGUUUUCCUGCGGAGCCCGCAGUAUCUGCUGGCAUGCUGCGGUGGGUCCAGCCCCCCCUCUGUCUUCUCCAAGGGAGCCAAUAUCCAAAUGUGGUCUGCUAAUAUAAGUCCUAAGUCACGCCGAGGGAUCCUCAGGAGGGCUGUGUUCUCCGAAGAACAACGGAAGGAGCUGGAGAGAACCUUUCGGAGACAGAAGUACAUCAGCAAGACGGACAGAAACAAACUGGCAGCUGAUCUCAGUCUCAAGGAGUCACAGGUAAAGAUCUGGUUCCAGAACCGCCGAAUGAAGUGGAGAAACUGUAAGGAGAAGGAGGUGCAUAACAUCCGCUCCCCAAUGGAUGAGCUCAUGGCCCGAGGUCUCGCUCCAGAGGAGGAGGAGUCGUCACAGAAUCCCGCCAGCUCAAAAACAGAGAGAUCACCGGCACAGAAGAGUGCCAGGGACACAUGAGAGGUGAUAAAUAAAACCCUCAAAAAAAAAAAA
Messenger RNA from Mugil cephalus (flathead mullet), 894 nucleotides. RefSeq names its product developing brain homeobox 2 (gene dbx2). The transcript has 4 exons. Gene Ontology annotation, molecular function: DNA-binding transcription factor activity, RNA polymerase II-specific; DNA binding. The coding region runs from base 127 to 861 and encodes 244 amino acids. Gene Ontology annotation, biological process: regulation of transcription by RNA polymerase II. Lineage: Eukaryota; Metazoa; Chordata; Actinopteri; Mugiliformes; Mugilidae. The record is from RefSeq and is a predicted model, not a curated record.